Linepithema humile (Argentine ant) is the source of this 3009-nucleotide messenger RNA. The record is from RefSeq and is a predicted model, not a curated record. NCBI's taxonomy places the organism in Eukaryota, Metazoa, Arthropoda, Insecta, Hymenoptera, Formicidae.
AUGAUUCAAGGGUCACGCAUUCUUUCGAGAUCUAACUCGGAUAUCAGUCUCGAGGCACCCCUGGUGCCAGCGGACCCAUCAGUGGUAAGUGAUGCAGGUGAGGAGGAGUUACCCCCCGCAGGCCCUGAGCAUGGUUUGCUUCAGCCUAGCUCACUCCCGGAUAUCUCUGUCUCCGGCGAGGUCACCGCCGACUCUCUGGCCAAACAAUUGUUUGGAGAGCGAGACAUUGAGAAAGUUUCUGUCUGGAACGAGAUGGUAACCCAGACGUGGCAGGAUCUCGCGCGUUCUGGCCUAGUCACGGAUCAACGUGAACUACUUUUUAAAAAAUACUCUCCCCCAGAAACAGCGGCGUUUCUCAAAGCCCCCGCAUUAAAUCAAGAAUGCAGUGUGGCUCUCAAAGGGAAUUCUGUUAUCAAGAGGGAUGAUUUUGCCCGCAAAAAUCAAGAACAGCUUGGCAGAGCCCUUUGCGCCCUUGGCGAGGCUAUUUCAGAUUUUCUCUGCCCGACCAAUCAAUCAUCUCUCACCCCGGAGGUCCGUUCAGCAGUGGCUAAAGUUAACGAUGGUGCCAAAAUCCUGGCUGACCUUUUCCAUCGAUUGUCUAAAUCUAGACGGGCACAAAUCAUGCCCGCACUUAACCUCGCAGCCAAGGACACGGCGAAUGCUAUCCCUUCGGAUGAACUCCUCUUCGGAACCUCCUUCGGAGAUCAAAUAAAGAAGGUUGCAGCAAUGCAGAAAUCAUCUAAGGAAAUCAUCAGAGCCCCGUUGCAGAUAUCCAGACGGCUUCAGCAGCCGAUCUCUCAGCCAGACGGCAUCCAGGAGGCCAGGGGCGAGCACAAAUCGCCGUCCGUACUAUCCCAGGUCUCAUUCGAGGUCGAGGAGACACUAGUCAACGCUGAGGUAAUUGUGGGCGGCAGAUUGGCCCGUUUUCGAUCCCAAUGGGAAACAAUUACUUCGAAUUCAAGGAUUUUACAAGCCAUUUCGGGGUAUAGGCUACCCUUCAUCCAGCAACCACCCUCUCAGACUAGAGAACCUUCUGUUCUCUUAACCUACCUCGAGGAGCAGCGCUGUUCCCAGGAGAUUGCCAGACUUUUAACUAAGGGAGCAAUAGAGCCGACUGUGGACUGCGAGGGUCAAUAUUUGUCCUCUUUUUUCCUAAUUGAAAAACCCUCUGGAGGUUACAGAUUUAUACUCAACCUGAAGGGCUUCAAUCGGUUUAUUCAUGCACCGCAUUUCAAGAUGGAGGACUGGAAGACUGUAAUUCGCCUCAUUUCUCCAGGUGAUUAUCUUGCCUCCAUUGAUCUGGAGGACGCGUACCUCCUCGUUCCGGUACACCAGAACGAUAGGAAAUUCCUUCGCUUUCGUUUUCUUGGUCAACUCUACCAAUUUCGUGUCCUACCCUUUGGCCUGGCGUCGGCUCCUUACAUCUUUACUAAAAUUUUAAGGCCAGUCGCAUAUUUCCUCAGGGUUAAGGGCUUCUCUUCGGUGAUCUAUCUGGACGAUUUUCUCCUCAUAGCACCAUCGUAUAAUCAAUGCCGAAAGAAUAUCAGAGCAACUAGGCAGUUACUGUUAUCUUUAGGUUUUCUCAUAAACGUACGCAAGAGCGUUUUCAGCCCAACAAGAUCUUGUCGCUUCCUUGGAUUUCUUUUUGAUACAACAUCUUUUACAGUCUCCAUCCCCCCUGACAGAAGGGAAAAAUUAUUCCAGAGGACCUGGGAUAUUCUUACCAGGGACAGUUGUAAAAUUCGCUAUUUAGCCAGUUUUAUAGGCUCUUUGAUUUCAGUUUGCCCAGCCGUUCAGUACGGCAUGCUACACACAAAAAUUUUAGAAAGGGUGAAAUUUUUGGCCCUUACGUCCGCAGGAGGCGACUUCGAGGCCCAAAUGUCUCUUCCUUCAUUGAUCAGGGAGGAUCUCCACUGGUGGAAGAACAUUUUUGCGGACAAAUCUCAAGAGAAUCCCAUCAGAUCAGGUCUCUUCACCCUUGAGAUCUUCUCUGACGCCUCCCUCACAGGAUGGGGUGCUGUAUGUAGCAGGGGACGUUCGCAUGGAUUUUGGUCACCAGAAGAGAAGCAGUUCCAUAUUAAUUAUCUGGAACUUCUAGCCGUUUUCCACGCUCUUCGGUGUUUUGCGGCGCAGCUUUCAAACUCCAGCAUUCUUCUCAGAGUAGAUAACUCUACAGCUUUGUCUUACAUCAAUCGCAUGGGCUCCAUAAGAUUUCCACUUUUAUCCAGUUUAGCUAGGGAAAUUUGGACUUGGUGUGCAGACCGGAAUAUCUUUAUCUAUGCUGCUUACAUUCCUUCAGCCCAAAAUUGCGAGGCAGAUGCCGAGUCUAGGAUCCUCUCGCAGAGGCAGUUGACGCCUUUUCGUUACACUGGGGUUCUACGCAAAAUUAUCUCCGACGAAGCUGAGGGGGUGAUUGUCGUGCCGUGGUGGCCAGCCCAACCAUGGUUCCCUUUAUUUAAUCGCAUUAGGGCAAUUUCACCCAGCCUGGGACAGGAUUACCCUGGUUGCCGCGAAGCUAUCCGGCAGGCCUUUGCCUACAGAGGAACCCCAUCCCAGGCAAUAGCUACAAUGCUUGCUUCUCUUUCCGAGGCUACUAUAGCCCAAUAUGCAAAGCCUAUCAAGCUUUGGUGGAAUUUCUGCAAAGAAAAGGACAUUAUCUGUUUCACUCCGUCAGUACCGGUCUUCUUGGAUUUUUUAUCAUCCCAGCUUUUAGGGGUAGGAUCCUACGCCACCCUAAACUCAUACCGUUCAGCUAUAUCGCUGAUUUCGACGAAUGAGGUAGGCUCUCACCCUCUCGUUAAGAGAUUCUUUCGAGGAGUUGCGGCCUUGAAACCUCAACGCCCUCGCUACGACUACGUCUGGGAUCCAGCUCCAGUUCUUAACUAUCUGGCCUCUCUAUAUCCCCACGAAAGCCUUUCUCUAGAAUGUUUAUCUAGAAAGCUCAUCACACUUCUUGCUCUCACUACCGCGGCAGAGGAUGCAGACGCUUGCAGCCAUCCAGAUCUCUAA